UGUGUUUCUCACAGAGGCCAGAGCGGGAAGAUGGCCUUCUUCAGCUUCUUCAUCCUGGCCUUGUGCAUUGUGGGCCGAGACGCCCUCACCAAAAAUGACUGCGGACCACAUUUCAGACGACCAGAAUACAGUGACAUCAACGUGACGUGUGGAACAUCUGCCAUCCAUCUGGCUAUUCAAAUCUGCCCGGCUAUCUACACCGGUUACAAUGCAUCUUUACUCAUCCUGAACCACGUCCAGGGUGAUCUGGACUGUAAGGGAACGCUGGACGCAUCAGUGUCGCCUCCAGUGGUCAGAUUCAGCUUCCCCAUCAGAGAAGGGAACGCCUGCGGCAGUAAAUUCGUGACCACAAGUGCACCCGGGACGGGAAUAUUCUCCAACUUCUCCAUCAUCCAGACUGUAAACGUCAGCGGAGUGGUGCGAUCGCUUGAUGUAACCGUCGGAAUGGUCUCCUACAAUACAGAGCUCAAAUAUUUAUACUCGUGCGCCUACCCGCUGGAGUAUUUCAUCAACAACACUCAGCUGGACGUGUCAUCUUCCUCCAUUGCUUUGAAGGACAACAACGGGAGCUUCAUCAGCACCCUGAGCAUAACUUUAUACAAGGAUAUUAAUUACACCACACCCCUUAUCAUUCCACGUUUGGGCCUCGAACUAAGAACCAUCAUCUUUGUGCAAGUGGCUGCUUCCAAUUUGACAUCCCAGUACUUUGUCCAUCUGGACCGGUGCUAUGCCUCCACCUCUCCACAGCCCUCCAACUCCACCUUCUUUAACCUGUUUGUCUCGUGCUCAGUCGAUCCAAUGACCACCAUGCUGGAGAACGGAGAAAGCCAAAAGGCCCGAUUCUACUUCCCGGUGUUCCGCUUCAUCGAACAGGAGAAUGAGACGGUCUCCACCUACUAUCUGCACUGCAUCACCCGCCUGUGUGAGCGCACCAUGUGCAGCACCUUCAAGCAAUGUAACAGGAGGAAGAGGCACGCCGAAACCAGCGUGGUCCAGCAGAAGCCCUCUGAGACGUCCGUGCUCACGGUGCCCAUUAAGGCCAUGACAGAGAACUGUAUGUGA
Molecule: messenger RNA, 1062 nt
Organism: Thalassophryne amazonica
Lineage: Eukaryota; Metazoa; Chordata; Actinopteri; Batrachoidiformes; Batrachoididae
Product: zona pellucida-like domain-containing protein 1
Exons: 8
Coding region: 31-1062 (343 amino acids)
Cellular component (GO): cell surface
Source: RefSeq, a predicted model, not a curated record